Rodentolepis nana is the source of this 255-nucleotide messenger RNA. The record is from the annotation of a GenBank genome assembly. NCBI's taxonomy places the organism in Eukaryota, Metazoa, Platyhelminthes, Cestoda, Cyclophyllidea, Hymenolepididae.
AAAUGGUUAGAUGACACUCAACAAGUAUUAGAAGAAAAGAAGGAGAUCAAAAGAAAAUGCGACCUACUUCUAAAAAUUUACGAAGAACAGCGAAUCGAGAAAUUGCGGUACGAAAUGACUAAAUACAAAAUGGCAGCUCGAGCUGCAUUAUAUGAAUGGAUUGAUUAUUCCGUCGAGCCCAGACCCGACCCGGCAGCACUCCUUAGGAGCGCCGGCUUUGAGCCCGAAAUUUUAGAUCUGGAGGAUGCAGACUAG